This is a messenger RNA of Sinocyclocheilus grahami, 1002 nucleotides long. Its product is annotated as SH3KBP1-binding protein 1-like. Lineage: Eukaryota; Metazoa; Chordata; Actinopteri; Cypriniformes; Cyprinidae. Gene Ontology annotation, molecular function: protein binding. The record is from RefSeq and is a predicted model, not a curated record. The transcript has 7 exons. The annotation marks the transcript as partial.
UGUAUCCGGUGAAGCGCAGAAACAGGCACAGUGUGGCGGGGCCACAGUUCAUGGGGGGCCGUGCGGGGCCGGUGGAAAGGGCCCCUGUGAGGAGGAGUAACACAAUGCCGCCUAACCUGGGCAAAGCUUCCAUAGAGGAGAGGGUGACAGGUCCGAUCGCUGAUCCAGGCAUGGUCAGAAUCAUAUGCGGUCAUCAUAACUGGAUUGCUGUGGCUUAUGCCCAGUUUGUGGUCUGUUACAGGGUUAAAGAGUCGAGUGGAUGGCAGCAGGUGUUCACCAGCCCUCGGCUGGACUGGGUGAUUGACAGGGUGGCUCUUAACGCCAAAGUCAUGGGCGGUUCUCUAGGGGACAAUGAUAAGAUGGUUGCCGUUGCAUCGGGCACAGAAAUCAUACUGUGGGCAAUCUGUCCCGAUGGAAAUGGCAAUGAAAUUGGUGUGUUCAGUUUGAAUGUGCCGGUGGAGGCUUUGUUCUUCGUUGGAAACCAGCUCAUCGCCACCAGCCACACGGGUAAAGUGGGAGUGUGGAACGCAGUCACUAAACACUGGCAGAACCAGGAUGUGGUUCCCAUCAACAGUUAUGACACAGCCGGAUCGUUCCUCAUUUUGGGAUGUAAUAAUGGAUCUAUUUACUAUAUAGAUGUCCAGAAGUUUCCGUUGAGGAUGAAGGAUAACGAUCUGCUGGUGACUGAGCUGUAUCGAGAUCCCAGUGAAGAUGCUAUUACUGCUCUAAGUGUCUACCUGACGCCCAAAACAAGUGACAGUGGGAACUGGAUCGAGAUUGCGUAUGGCACUAGUUCAGGCACGGUGCGUGUCAUAGUGCAGCAUCCAGAGACGGUGGGAUCCGGUCCACAGCUCUUCCAGACCUUCUCCGUUCACCGCAGCCCUGUUACCAAGAUCAUGCUGUCUGAGAAACAUCUCAUCUCUGGUAAAGAGGGUUUCUUUCUUGUACUCGUUGCUCAUUUACGUGCAGAGUAUCGUGGGGAACACAAUUCUGAGAUCAAUA